AUGGAAAACUCACAAUACGGUACAUGGGCCGAGCUUUUCAAAAUUCAUGCUCAUUCUCACAAGGUCCUUCGUCACAUCAUUCCUCCACCUAAAGACGCUACUGCCAUGGACGCUUGGAAUCGCUUGCGUGAUAUCUUCCAAGAUCAUCAAACUUUUCGUGUGGUGACUCUCGAACAAGAAUUCACGACGACUCGUAUGGAGGAUUUUCCCAAUGCCUCUGCUUAUUGUCAACGUCUCAAGAGCCUUGUCGAUCAACUGGUCACGGGUCUCACUGAAGCGUACAAAGGGGUUGGGACACAAAUUCGCCAUGCAAAUCCGCUCCCCCUAUUCGCUGAGGCUCGGUCUUCCCUUGUUUUGGAAGAACGUAAACUUGCGGCUAUGGUGUCUCACGGGUUUGGUUCGGCUAUGGUGGCCUCGAUCGAUGACGCGCCACUCCCCUCGGAUAACACAAGCUCACGCCAAGGGAAAUCAAAAAAUUCCCGCGGCCAAAAUUCUAGAACUGGCCGUAAGGGGGGCUUGGGCCGCGGCUCAGGCUGCGGCAAAAUCACCGGUGGCCGCGGAUUUUCAGACGGGGAUGCCACUAAUGUUGUGUGA
This is a messenger RNA of Lycium barbarum (goji berry), 594 nucleotides long. RefSeq lists its product as uncharacterized. The record is from RefSeq and is a predicted model, not a curated record. NCBI's taxonomy places the organism in Eukaryota, Viridiplantae, Streptophyta, Magnoliopsida, Solanales, Solanaceae. The transcript is spliced from 3 exons. Bases 1 to 594 code for a protein of 197 amino acids.